UGUACUCUACCAAAAAUAAAAGUUGAGUAACAGAGAGGCCUGUAAAAACCUAUUAGGCUAUACCAGAUGCAAAUUAGUGCUAAAUCCCUUAAACCCAAAUCGCUGUAAGAGCAAAAAAAAAAAUGGAAGAGAAGUUGAGCCACAUCGAAAAUCAGCAAUUAGAUGAUGAUGAUGAAGAAGAAGACGAGGGUCCACCGCCUGGUUUCGACUCUUUAGCUGUACCAUCGCAAAACACCAAUGUCGUCAUAGAUGAAGAUGAUGAUGAAGGACCACCUCCAGGUUGGCCAUCAAUUCCUCAGCAACACAACCUCCAGACUACUGAUGUAGAGAUGGGGAGCAAAGAACACAAAUCGGAAGAUGAUGAAGAUGGUCCGCCACCUGGGUGGAACACUGUAAUCUCACAGAAAAAAUUGCCAUCUUCACCGCCAACACUAGAAGCAGUUACUUGUGAUAUAGAAAUGGAGAAGAAAGAAGAAAUCAUUAAAAAUGAAGAUAAUGGUCCACCGCCGAUAUGGCAGUUGACCCCUAAACUGCCGGCGCUACAAACAUCUACACCACCAUCAGCGACACAAGGAGCUUCUCUUGAAGAUAUAGAAAUGGAGAAGAAAGAGGAAGCCGUUGAAGAUGAAGAUAAUGGUCCACCGCCAGGAUGGCAAUUGACCCCUCAACUACUGCCUCUACAGACAUCUACACCACCAUCAGGGAUACAAGGAGCGCCUCUUGCUGCUUUUGUAGACGUUGAAAUGGCGAGCAGCCAGGACUGUGAUGUUGAAAAGGAAGGACAUCCACUGGGAUCAGAAUCCGUUCCUAUGAAUGGACAUUCAUCACCGCCUACACCACCACUGCAGUCGUCAUCAUCGGUUGCUUCUUCUGAAAUGGAGAUGGGUCGCAAACAAGAAGGCACAAAGAAUGAGGAGGAAAGGCCCCAAAGUGAAAAGCAACCAAUGUCGCAUUUAGUACAGAUGAAACCUAUAGUGCCUCAAGCCUCAUCACAUGCUGCAACAGUUUCUUCCGAAAUGGGUCAGAUGGUAUGUGGUGGUUGCCGACAGUUACUUUCUUAUUCACAAGGGGCUAAAUUGGUGAAGUGUUCAUGCUGCCAGACCGUCAAUCUUGUGCUAGAAGCUCAUGAGGUUGGACAAGUUAAGUGUGGGGGUUGUGCAGUGCUGCUCAUGUAUCCGUAUGGGGCGCCAUCAGUUAGAUGUUCCUCUUGUCGUCACAUGACAAAAAUUGGGGCCCACAACAGACGACCUCCUCAGUCAGUGCAACAGCCUCGAAGAAGACAUCCUUCCUACCAAGUUCAUUAGCUUCCUUAUCUCGAUCUGAUUUUGGGGAAUCCAUCAUGUAGAUGCAUUGUUUAUAUGAAACUUCUGGGCUAGUUAGUUGACAUCAGGGUACUGCUUGCUUCAUGGCUUUGGCAUUUCCCUUGGCUUUGUAACAUCUUUACCGUAUCAGAAAUCUGUGACAAUCUUUACCGUAUCUGGAUGUUGGUGACACUAGUUUUGGUAGUUUAGUUUCGCCUCAUCGAGCUCAGGAAACCGAUUAAUCAGUAUGCAAUUUAUAAGAGUGAGGACCGAGGACUUUAUUGCUCUCCUUAAUUUUGCAAUGAUAUCUCCAUGUCUUAUUACUUCUAAUAUUGCACAAUGAUUUUUCUAUAUAUUUUGAAGUUAAUAUCAA
Solanum pennellii is the source of this 1674-nucleotide messenger RNA. RefSeq lists its product as uncharacterized. The record is from RefSeq and is a predicted model, not a curated record. NCBI's taxonomy places the organism in Eukaryota, Viridiplantae, Streptophyta, Magnoliopsida, Solanales, Solanaceae. The coding region runs from base 123 to 1304 and encodes 393 amino acids. The transcript has 9 exons.